GUCUCCAAACGUACUUACCGCUUUAAACCUGAACAAUUAGAAAAAUGUCCUUUGCGACCGCGAGCACACGCGCCCUCUCAAGGCCUGCUAGCUUCUCUUUGAGGACAAAUGCGUCCUUCAAAUCGAGCCGAGCUCCCCGUUCAAGGCUUUUAGUACACACGGCAGGCCACGAAGCACCUGUCAUUGCCACAGCGCGUCCCGGCUAUGCGUUCCGUCGCAAUUGUGCGGGUGAAUCAUGGAACAAUGUAUUCAAAAGUCAGCACCGCAUUUUCUACUUUCAUUUGGCGCUAAACCGGUAUUUUUAAGGAUGGGCAACUUCCACUACACUGCAUUCGACGGCAUCGGAUCCUGCAGAGAUGGAAGCCAUGCAAUGUCUAGAACAGGGGACCCAGAAGCUAGAGGAGGGUGACAUUCAAGGCGCCAAAGAACUUUACAAUCGUAGUGUCGAAAUCAAGCGUAACGCUAGCUCUCUGUUCAACUUGGGCGUCACGCAUUAUCACCUCAAGGAGUUUGACAACGCCAUUGCGGCUUGGAAGGAGUCAAUAGCACUGCAACCCGCUAGUGCCGAUGCUCACACAAACCUCGCAAGCGCAUACAUAAUAUCUCCUGUUGCACGUCCUGACCUCGCUUUGCAUCAUCUCCAUAUUGCGGCUUCCCUCUCACCGGAAGACCCUGAGAUCGCCUUCAAUCUCGCCGCAGUUUUGGAAGCCACUGGGCAACUCGAAGAGGCUCUGAAGCAGUAUAAACGUGCCAAAGAAUACGGCGUCGAGCGUGCCGCAAUGCAUAUUCGGAACGUGAGCGCAAAGAUUCUAGGCAAGACCAUAAAAAUCGCGGAAAACACGGAUAGCACGGACAGCUCAGCAAGAAAAUCAGAUUCGUAAUGCCGAUUCCCGCGCGGGUUUUGUCGGCAUC
Suillus plorans is the source of this 912-nucleotide messenger RNA. RefSeq lists its product as uncharacterized. Gene Ontology annotation, molecular function: protein binding. The record is from RefSeq and is a predicted model, not a curated record. Lineage: Eukaryota; Fungi; Basidiomycota; Agaricomycetes; Boletales; Suillaceae. The coding region runs from base 357 to 881 and encodes 174 amino acids. The transcript is spliced from 6 exons.